GUCAGUUGCUAACGGUGUUGUAGCGUUGAUGGUUUUAUUUUGUGCUCUUCGUGAAAUACGGUUUCAAUAAAAACUUAUCAUUAAUAUCGAACUUUUCACAUAACAUUAUCUUAUCACGCGUCCUCGAAGAUUAAUCGAUGAUGCAUAAUACUAGCUGCGCCCAAAUUCCAACUGUGUUGUGAUGUGCUACUUUGCGAAUUUUAUUGUAUAGUUGUUUUGGUUGUUAGACACGCGUGAUUUUUAGUGAAAGAAAAUGCCUGGGCAAGGAGAAACUACCGUUUCGGUGCCGCUGACGCCGACGAGAUCCGAUUUGUACUGGCGGAGAAUAUUUAACAAAUACGACCGAGAUGCGGACGGCAAGAUAUCCUACGCGGAACUCAAAGAGAUCAUCGAAUCCCGAGAAUACGAGCACGAUCUACCUGACAACGUAGUAGAAAAGAUUAUGGUUCUGGCAGACAAGGACAACUCUGGACACCUGGAUUUCAACGAGUUUGUUGAGAUGAUGCACAAUCCGGAUUUUAAAGCGGUCUUUGGGCAUUUUGUGGCACGAUAUGUGCAUUCGAUUGUGCCGCAUCGGGGGCCUGUGGACACGACUGGACGGUGGCCUGGGCUCCAGUAUCACUCGACCCGUGAUGGCGGGAUGGGGCCAGGAUUCCUGUACGUGCCGAAAUCUCGUCGUGACGGCACCUACGAAGAGGAGUACUCCUGCUGGCCACCAGCCAUCUGCAUGAUCCUCAUAUCUCUGGUGGAGAUCGUCAUGUUCUGCUACGACGCCGCCCAUGGGAGCACGACAGCUGUGGGACCGCUGGCCAAGAUAUUCAUAUACAACCCGAAUAGGAGGCAUGAGGCGUGGCGGUUCAUCACGUACAUGUUUGUACAUGUCGGCGUCGUUCAUCUCCUAGUCAACCUACUAGUUCAGCUCUUCCUCGGCGUUCCACUAGAAAUGGUCCAUCGCUGGUGGAGAGUAUCCCUAGUAUACUUGGCGGGCGUAGCGGCUGGCUCUUUAGCAACAAGUCUGACGGACCCUCGCGUCCAUUUAGCGGGUGCUUCAGGGGGUGUUUACGCACUUAUAGCGGCGCAUAUAGCUACUAUUAUAAUGAACUGGGCAGAGAUGGAGUUCGCUAUAAUACAGCUUCUAGUGUUCCUACUAUUGGCAGCAGUGGACAUCGGCACAGCGGUAUACGACCGCUAUUGGGGCGUAGGCGUCACUAACAUUGGCUACGUGGCGCAUCUAGCGGGCGCGAUCGCUGGUCUCCUAGUCGGCAUCGGCGUUCUUCGUAACCUGGAGAAGCGCAAAUGGGAGAAACGCCUCUGGCUGGCGGCCGUCAUCACCUACUGCUCGCUCAUGCUGGCCGGGAUCCUCGCCAACAUAUUUUGGGUCAACCACUUCCCUGCAACCCAGCUAUAGAACCUAUAGGACGUAGCGUCAGGUCU
Molecule: messenger RNA, 1434 nt
Organism: Cydia fagiglandana
Lineage: Eukaryota; Metazoa; Arthropoda; Insecta; Lepidoptera; Tortricidae
Gene: rho-4
Product: rhomboid-related protein 2
Exons: 8
Coding region: 254-1408 (384 amino acids)
Cellular component (GO): membrane
Molecular function (GO): calcium ion binding; serine-type endopeptidase activity
Source: RefSeq, a predicted model, not a curated record